Molecule: messenger RNA, 2335 nt
Organism: Silurus meridionalis
Lineage: Eukaryota; Metazoa; Chordata; Actinopteri; Siluriformes; Siluridae
Gene: azi2
Product: 5-azacytidine induced 2
Exons: 8
Coding region: 347-1435 (362 amino acids)
Biological process (GO): canonical NF-kappaB signal transduction
Cellular component (GO): cytoplasm
Source: RefSeq, a predicted model, not a curated record
AUCAUUAGCGUUAGCAUCAUUAGUGUUAUAUGUAUAGAGAGUGUGUGAGUGUGUGUGUGUGUGUGUGUAAGAGUGAGUAGGAUAUUAAUAUCAGCCAGGUAAAUAAUUAUCCUGUACAGUUUGACCUGGAUCUUGUGUUCGAGACGAAUAUGAAAAAUAUCAGAGAAUAACAUCAGACUACUUCCGCCGGAAGUAUGACGUCACGAAGGUGAUGUACUUCCUGGUUUAUGUUUGUGUCAGAUCCUGGACGGUUUUGUGUUUCAGCUUCACAGAAUAAAACUCGUGUUUCUCAGUGAUCAUGAUUUACACCGGAAUCUGACUGUAAGUGACCCGAACAGCUCGUGUGAUGAUGGAGUCUCCCCAGGCGGAUGAUGAUAUCUGUAUCCUGAAGCACGAGACGGCGUAUGUGGCCGAGAGCCCGGUGGCCAUGUGCUCAGGGGACGAGUCGGUCGCGUCUCAUUUCGCUCUCGUCACCGCCUACGAAGACAUCAAGAAGCGUCUGAGGGACACGGAGAGAGAGAACACCGCUCUGCGUAAACGAGUGAAACAGAUGGAGGAGAAGUUGUUUAGACCUGAAGCUCCUCCCUCUGAAGGGCCACAAUACAUGAAUAAAGCAUUCAGUGCGUAUCGAGGAAUCUACAUGGAGAAGAAAGAUCUUCAGGCUGAGCUGAAUAAGCUGAAGAAGGAGCGAGCUGAGUCAGAAAAGAUUUUAACUGAACAGCUGCAGGCAAAGGAGCUGGAGCUGUUACAACUCAGAACAGAACUGGAGACCAGCCAGGUGAUGAAGAGUCUGAACGAGACACAGGAUUACUGGCACGUGAAUCGAGAGAGCAGUGAAGUGCAGAUACACACACUACAGGAGGAAGUGCAGAAACUCCGCCUGGAAAACAGCAACUUAAACACACUCUGUGCUCUCCGACAGGACGUGUCUGACAGUGAUGUGAAGAACGAUGAGAUCCAUCAGGGGGUGCCAGCGUACUGCAGCAGGUCUGCAGUGAUAAGUGUGUAUGAAGAUGUGUGCGGUGAAGUGUCUCGUCUACACACACUGGUGAGAAAUCAGAAUGAACUGAUGAAGAAACUCAGAGACCGACCUGCACUGAAGAGAGCUGCCUCAGCUUUUCCUGUUCAGUGUUUGGAUGAUGUGGAGAAAAACCAUUCGCCAGUUCGAACUCCGACACCCCGCCCCCCCAGCGCUCCACCACUGCAUGUGGCUCCGCCCCCUGGUACCUCAUAUGCAGAGAACUGGAAGGAGGCAUGGCCUCUACACCGCCCCUCCCCAUUAGGAAGCCCCGCUGGUCCACCCAUUCCUCCUCAACUCACAGCUUCUUCACUGGACGAUGGUUCCUGGUCGAUCCCCGCCCAUCCCACACCGGACCACCCCCUGUUUUGGGAGGAGCCAAAGUCCAGCAGCACUGAGUGGUCCAAGCCGUACUGACGGACAGGUGACUCGUCCAAUCACAUCCUGCCUUAAGACCGCUGCCUAGACUGAGAUACCUCACACUGCUCUCCCCCGGGCCUGUACAUACACUUCCAGAGCGCGCGAGCGUGUGCGUGUGUGUGUGUGUGUGUGUGUGUGUGUGUGUGGAUCGUAUAAUUGUGAUUUAAGCGUGUUAAAGUCAAAAUUCUCUUUCCCGUUUAACCUGCCCUAGGUGACUUCCCCUUGGCCACCUUAGGGCUCUUCUACAUUUAUUAGUGAACAUCAGUGUAGGCUUCAGGAUUACAUUUACCCACAAUACACUGCAGUGGUUGUACAGUGAAAAGGACGUAGGCCAUCCUACUGAACCCUGAUGAUGAGGAUGAUGAUGGUGUUACUCUGUUAGCGGCACAGGAUUAGCCAGCAGGCUAACAGCUCUUUAAUAAAAACUAGAGCAGUUUUAAAGCUCAAUUACAGACCAGCUGAAGGUCUUUAGGGGGCACUUACUUUUACACUCCACACACAACCCACACCUCUAAUAUACGUACGUGUGGGUGGGUGGAUGGGUUUGUUGUUGUAUUGUGAAUCGCACAGGGUGUAAACAGGAAUCGGAGCACAGGGUGUGUGUGUGUGUGUGUGUGUGUGUGAGUGAAUGCAGAAUGUUCUGGAGUGUGUUUUAAAAGUUGUGUUUAGACAGUUACACUCCGUUUUGCACUGAACAGUGGCGGUGUGUUAAUGUAUUCAAUGAAGGACCUGUGUGUGUGUGUGUGUGUGUGUGUGUGUGGGGCUCCGAAUCGUAUUUUAUUUCGAUGUGUGUGUUUGUGUCUCGGCGUUGCCGUAGUGAUGAAAUGCAAUGUACAGAGGAUGUGGAUUGUUUUUUAGUUUGUCUCUUUGUAAAUAUUAAAGUCAGAUAUACGUUGA